GAUUUUCCUCUCAAUUACUCCUUCAUUUUCCUCUCUAUUUCACAAAAGCUAAAGAAGAAUCAAAUCUAAUCAAAUCAUUUUCACUCUUGGAAGUUUCUUUUACAUGAUUUGAUUACCUUCUAUUCCUUUUGUGUUACAGCUUUUGAACCUCCAUAUUUUUCACCCUUUUCUUAUUUUCAUCACUCUGCAAAAAGAAAUGUAUAAUUGGGAGAGGACACUGAGAGAAGACCCAUAUAGGCAAGAGAAGAAAAAGCCAAACCCAUCUUUCUCUUCCUCCCUUCUCGAUGAAAUCUACCGUUCAACUUGGACGGACGACGGCACGACCAAAUCUCCAGAUUUGAAGUUUUACAGAGAAACCAUGCAGAGGAAGCAGAGCAGAAACAGUGUCAAAAGUAACAGAACGGUUGAAGAGGAUGAGGUUUUGAGUCUUCGUCGAGCUUGUUUGAUUGAGAAAUGGAUGCAGAGGAAGGUUAGUGAAAAGGACAGCAGCAAACAGAAACAAAUUUUCACAGAAUAUGAGAGAAAAUCACAUCAAGAUCAUGAUGCUCUGUUUUUUAGUUCGGCCUCGAGUUCUUCAGAUUCGAGUUCUGGGGGAUUUUCUUCCUCUGAUACGGAUUCCUUUUACCGUUCGAGAACGAGGUCUUCUUGCUUUGUGAGGCCUAAAAUGGUGAAAACGAGCGUCAUGGCUCAGCCAGAGAAAACAAAGAAAACAGAGAGGGCUCUGCUUUUUGAACAGAGAGAAAUGCAUAUGUUUGAUGAUUACCACUGCAAUUCUGGAGCAAAGCACACUCCAAAGCUUGAAGAAACUCUCAUCAAGUCAAAAUCAAGGGCCUUGAAGAUUUACAACAAUCUGAAGAAGGUGAAACAGCCGGUUUCACCGGGCGGUCGUCUCGCAAGUUUUAUCAACUCUCUGUUCACAGCAGGGAAUGCAAAGAAAACCAAGAGUUCAUCUUCAAUUAACGAAAACAUAUACGAUUCGAAAUCAGAGAGAGACCCAAAGUCUGGCCAAGUUUCAACAUGCUCUUCAGCAUCAUCAUUUUCAAGAUCAUGUUUAAGCAAGAAUUCACCUUCGACAAGAGAGCGAUUACGCAAUGGAGUUAAAAGAAGCGUUAGAUUCUGCCCAGUUAGUGUAAUUGUUGAUGAAGAUUGCCGACCAUGUGGGCACAAAUGUUUAUAUGAAGACGAAGGAGGCCUAAUGUCCGUUGCUGUUCCAACCGCUUGGACAAUCGGAAAAUCCCCAGCAAGAAAGAAGGAAGAAGAGCUAAAGUUUAAGGGGAUAGAGAGAAAAGAAUGCGAGGAUAAAUUAGCCCGAGAGUUUUUGAAAGAUUAUCAUCGAAAUCAAAGGAAAAGUGAGUUAAUCAUGAGAGAUGUUCAAGUUAAUUAUGAAGACGACGAAGACGAGGAUGAUGAUGACGACGCUGCAAGUUACUCUAGUUCGGAUCUGUUCGAGCUUGAUCAUCUUGCUGUGAUUGGAAACAGUAGGUAUUGUGAAGAGCUUCCAGUGUAUGAAACUACUAAUGUUCAUGCUAAUUCUGCCAUCGCUAAUGGCUUGAUAAUGUAAUUUUACUUAAAUCAUCACAUAGAACAAAAGUGUUGUAAAAUUUUUCUUAUGGGAAAAUUUUGUGGUUAAUUGAUUUUCA
Mangifera indica (mango) is the source of this 1640-nucleotide messenger RNA. RefSeq names its product protein BIG GRAIN 1-like B. Gene Ontology annotation, biological process: auxin-activated signaling pathway. Lineage: Eukaryota; Viridiplantae; Streptophyta; Magnoliopsida; Sapindales; Anacardiaceae. The record is from RefSeq and is a predicted model, not a curated record. Bases 197 to 1561 code for a protein of 454 amino acids. The transcript has a single exon.